CAGACUAAGUCAAAAACAGGUUGCUAAAGUAUUUUUGACAUUCGGCUGGAGUCAAAAAGCUACAAUGGCGAAGACGUCUAAUGGAAAGGAUACUCGAUCAGGAACACAAGUGUCUGUCGAUGACUUUGAGACUUGGGUAGAAGACAAGCGCUACACGGUCUAUAAGGUGGUGGUGAGGGGACCAACGCGGUCUUGGUUCGUAUUUCGCCGCUACAAUGAAUUCCAUCAGCUGAAUGAAUUGCUAAGAAAACAUUUUCCUGAUCGUCACCUUAAACUUCCUUCCAAGCGAUAUCUUGGAAACAACUUUGAUCCAAGUUUUAUUAGGAGUCGAAAAGAUGGUCUGGAUCGCUUUGUCCAGGAUGUACUUGGGAGCAAGAGAAUGAUUGAAUUUCCUGGUGUUCGUGACUUCCUAGCUCUCGAUAAUCCUCGUGGAGGUUUGGCAUUGUACGAUGAUGUUCCAAUUGACGAACCACCACCCAUUGUGGGUCCUGGGGCUAAUGCUAACAGAGUGAAUAUGGGAGAAUUUGAAAACAGAUUGGCAUCAAUUAAGGAUUUUGAUCUUUUGAAAGUGAUUGGCAAGGGUAGCUUUGGUAAAGUGUUGCUUGCAAGGCACAAGGAAAAUGGCCAAUACUAUGCCAUUAAGGUGUUGCAAAAAGUUUCUAUUAUGAAACGAAAUGAGGUGAAGCAUAUAAUGUCUGAAAGAAAUGUGCUGUUGAAAAAUGUCAAACAUCCUUUCCUUGUGGGUCUUCAAUAUGCUUUCCAGACACCAGACAGACUGUAUUUUGUAUUGGAUUAUGUCAAUGGUGGUGAGUUAUUUUAUCAUCUUCAAAGGGAGAGACAUUUCCACGAGACAAGAGCACGUUUUUAUGCUGCUGAGAUAACAUCAGCAGUUGGAUACCUUCAUUCAUUGAACAUAGUGUACAGAGAUUUGAAACCAGAGAACAUUUUGCUGGAUGCAGAAGGACAUGUUCGUUUGACUGAUUUUGGUCUUUGUAAAGAAGGAAUUGAACCAGGCAUGACAACGGCAACAUUUUGUGGCACACCAGAAUAUUUGGCACCAGAAGUGCUACGAAAGCAGGAAUAUGAUCGUGCAGUAGAUUGGUGGUGUUUGGGAGUUGUUUUGUAUGAAAUGAUGUAUGGACUGCCCCCGUUCUACAGUCGUGACACAGCAGAGAUGUAUGAUAACAUUCUUUUUAAGCCACUGAAGCUUCGAUCUAAUAUCACUGCUGAAGCCAGGGCAAUACUAGAGGGGCUUCUGCAAAAAGACAAGACCAAACGAUUAGGUUCUGGCCCUGGAGAUGUGCAUGACAUUAUGGGUCAUCCAUUCUUUCGUACAAUUGACUGGAUGGCACUGUUUGAGAAAAAGAUCAGACCACCAUUCAAUCCUAAUGUUAAAGAUCAACUGGACUUGAGACAUUUUGAUCCAGAAUUUGUCAGUGAACCUGUACCAGCAUUAUCAUCAAAACGAAGUGAUGGUGUUUACAGUGCAAGUGUGGAGGAUGAGAUGUUUGCUGGAUUUUCAUAUGCUCCCGAGGAAGUACUGACUAGCAGCUAGGAGGAAAGUACAUCAUCAAUCCUUGAUACUGCCAACCGUAAUCCACUUUAGUUGACAUCAUUUGCUGUAGCCCCCAUUCAAAGCUAACUUUUAUACAUAGUUUGUUUCAAGAAAUGUGUUUAAUUAAUUGUUUUAAGGAAUUGCUGAAAUGCAUGUAGCUGUGUCAGUUGGUCAUUAUUACUUAUUUUGUAUCAUAAGAAAUAUACCACAUUGCUGUCA
Molecule: messenger RNA, 1774 nt
Organism: Corticium candelabrum
Lineage: Eukaryota; Metazoa; Porifera; Homoscleromorpha; Homosclerophorida; Plakinidae
Product: serine/threonine-protein kinase Sgk2-like
Exons: 19
Coding region: 65-1555 (496 amino acids)
Biological process (GO): protein phosphorylation
Cellular component (GO): nucleus; cytoplasm
Molecular function (GO): phosphatidylinositol binding; protein serine/threonine kinase activity; ATP binding
Source: RefSeq, a predicted model, not a curated record